Leucoraja erinaceus (little skate) is the source of this 5701-nucleotide messenger RNA. RefSeq names its product alkaline ceramidase 1 (gene acer1). Gene Ontology annotation, cellular component: membrane. The transcript has 6 exons. Gene Ontology annotation, molecular function: hydrolase activity, acting on carbon-nitrogen (but not peptide) bonds, in linear amides. Gene Ontology annotation, biological process: ceramide metabolic process. Bases 452 to 1114 code for a protein of 220 amino acids. NCBI's taxonomy places the organism in Eukaryota, Metazoa, Chordata, Chondrichthyes, Rajiformes, Rajidae. The record is from RefSeq and is a predicted model, not a curated record.
UUUGGCAAGACCAAGAUUCCAAACAAAGUAUUUUUACACCCACAUGGUACGGUAAAAUUGUUUCCGCUUUAUACCCAGAAGAAAAAUCAGUCAAAUAUGAUUUUGGAUAUUGCAGAUUAUUGGUGGCCUGAGAAAUCUAAAAUGUGUCUUCCACACCUUGGGUUAGAAUGAAAUAUAUUCAGGUUCAAUUAACAAUGGGAGUGUCCAUCUUUGGUAAUUUUAGGAAUGAUGUGAGGAUAUGGGGGCUAAGAGGUGGGUCAGAUAAUUAUUUAGGAAUGUGGCAGUACACCUCCCUAGUUCAAGUUUUACCUGAUUUCUGUUUCGCUACAUCCGUAUCUGUUUACUUGCAAUUUUUCUGUUUGUGAGCAAGUGCUGGAACUCCAGGGACAGGUUGAAACUGAAAACACCUGCUGAUAGUUCUACCAGGGUGGGGAGGGAAAAACCUCUCAGGAUGGUCGACGUCUUUGCUUAUCAGAGUUCACAGGUAGACUGGUGUGAAGACAAUUUUCAGUAUUCAGAGAAUGUUGCCGAGUUUUACAACAUGGCCAGCAAUGUGAGUUUCUUUAUAUCUGUGCCUAUAAUGAUGUAUCUGUGGCAUCCUUAUGCACAAAAGAGGAACAAAGCUGUGUAUCUCCUCUGGGUCAUGGUAAUGUUAGUCGGCUCUUUCUCCGCUUACUACCACAUGACCCUGAGCUACUUUGGUCAGCUACUCGAUGAAUUAUCCAUCUUGUGGGUUUUGGCCUUUGCCUACAUGCUAUGGUUUCCCAAAAGACAUUUGCCCAAGCCCAUUAAAAACAGGAAGGUGUUUUCAUUGGUGGUCUGUCUUGUUGCGCUGAUCAGCACAGUCCUGUCGUUUCUUAAGCCCGUGGUGAAUGCGUACGCUCUGAACAGCAUUGCCUUGCACAUUCUUUACCAGAUCACACUCGAACUGAAAAGGCACGUGCUAAUUAACAUGGCGGCUAUCCAUGGGAUAACGCUCUUUGCGUAUUUCGACGCGGUGUAUGAAAUACCUGAGACCAGCCCAGAGGUGAAGUAUUGGCCAGAGCGGUGGGGAUAUCUUGGACUGCCAUAUCUUGCCAUUAAAUCCAAGGACUCUCUGAAAAAGACCUGUUGACGGGAAUAUGCGUAUUGUCCAACCAUAAAAAACACUUUAUUAAUCUAUGCCUACAGUUAUUAUCUGUCAAGGGAAUUUUAAUUAUGGCCAAUGGGCACAAAAUGCUGGAGUAACUCAGCGGGGCAGGCAGCAUCUCUGGAGAGAAGGAAUGGGUGACGUUUCGGGUCGUGACCCUUCUUCAGUCUGGGACUCGAUCUGAAGAAGUGUCUCGACCCGAAACGUCACCGAUCCCUUUAUUACACAUAGUCUGAGAUCUGGUAACAGCAGAUGACACAGGAGUCACGGUAGCAAUUAACAGCUGCUGAACUCCAUCAUCUAUGGGGUUAGGAGGAAGAAAUAGAUCAGCAAUGAUUGAAUGACAGAGUAGACGAUGGGUCGAAUGACCUUAUGAUCUAUCCAGUUCACUUGGGGAACAGAAAUGUCGCACAUUAUGUUACUCCAGCAUUUUGUGUCUCAUACCUGCAGUUCUGCAGUUUUAAUCUUUUUAAAGUUUUAAUCUUUUGAAUGCAGUUUAAAAUCUGCAGUUUUAACCAGUUUCUGCCGUUCCUUUUCUACACUUUUAAUUGUGGUUGUUGGAAAGACUCUAAUCUGAAAAUGAUUUCUUUCUCUUUUACUUCCAUUGUUUAUUAGUAAGGGGAUUUAGAUCUUGCCAAUUUUAAAAUCCGACCCGGUUUAUUUCUGUUUUAAUUGCGUUCGAAUGAGUGUGAUUUUUGUGAAUUUUCUCUUCAUUGAGAACUUUAGAGAUACUGUUAUUAAAGCCUUUGUAACCCAAUGUCAGUAUAAAAAGCAGAAGUUUGUAGGAAACACUAAGGAGGUCGGGCAUCACCUUUGGAAAAAUAAACAGUGAAGGGCCUGUCCCACUUGCCGAUUUUUUUCAGCGACUGCCGGCAUCAUUGACUGACUUAUCAGGUCACCGAGAAAUUCGUGGCGUGAUGACGUAUUGACGCGGUGUUUCUUCAAGUGUCGCAACAUUUUUUUUGUCGCCGCUAGGUUUUGAAAUGUUCAGAAUCUUUUGGCGACACUGAUAUGAUGCCGACAUUCGCCGAAAAAAAUCGCCAAGUGGAACAGGCCCUGGGUUUUCUCCGGGUGCUCCGGUUUCCGCCUACACUCCAAAGAUGCGUAGGUUUGUAGGUUAAUUGGCUUCGGUAAAAAAUGUAAAUUGCCCCUAGUUUGUGUUGGAUAGUGUUAAUGUGCGGGGAUCGCUGGCCAGCGCGGACUCGGUGGGCACAAUAGCUUGUUUCCGCACACUGCACCACUAAACUAAACUAAACUAAACUAAACCUGCCAAAAUAAUUUUAGAGGCACAUCCCAUGUAGAACUCGACCCAAUAUUCUAUCCCUUUCUCUGUAGACAAGCAAAGCAAAUUUCUUCAUUUGCAGCAAGAGGCUUUACUGCAGAUACGGAUUCUAGGAGUACAACUUCUAGGUGCAACUGGCAGUUCAGUUCAGUUUAGUUUAUUGUCACGUGUACCGAGGUGCAGUGAAAAGCUUUUGCUGCGUGCUAUCCAGUCAGCAGAAAGACAAUACAUGAGUGCAAUCAUUUACAGCGUAUAGAUACAUGCUAAGGGAAUAACGUUUAGUGUCAGGUAAAGCCCAGUAAAGUCCAAUCAAGGAUAGUCCAAGGGUCACCAAUGAGGUAGAUAGUAGUUCAGGACUGCUGAGUAUGCUCUUUCAGAAAAUGUUUAUCUUCGCCACUUCAGUUUGGGGAUUACUGAUUCUAUAUUUGAAGUUAGAAAAUUGAAAUCCCAAAACAGAACAGUACAUUGGAAUAGAGUGAGUAAAUGCACAGUCUCUUGUCCAGAGUAGGGCAAUCGAGGACCAGAGGACAUGGGUUGAAGAUGAGGGGGUAACAUUUUAAUGGGAACCUGAGGGGUAACUUUUUUCUGCACAAAGGGAGGAGGGUGCAUGGAAUGAGCUGCCGGAGGAGGUCGUUGAGGCAGGUACUAUCGCAGCAUUUAAGAGACACAUUUGGACAGGUUCAUGGAUAGGAUAGGUUUAGUGGAAAAUGGGCCAAGUACAGGCAGGUGGGACAAGUGCAGAUGGGACGUUGGUCGGCGUGGGCAAGUUGGGGGAGGGGGGGAGGGCCUGUUUCUACGCUCUAUGACUCCAUGGGUGUCGAGGUUUAUGGGGAGAAGGCAGGAGAAUGGGGUUAGGAGAAAUAGAAUAGAUCAGCCUGAUGGGCCGAAUGGUAUAAUUCUGCACCUAUCACUUAUGACCUCAUGACUCAAUCCCCUGUAACAAAACUUGACUAAGAACGUGUGUAAAUCUCUGCUCGAUACGAGAAGGCGCAGUGUCGGGAAUUUAAUCUCCACUUGCUUACUUUGCUUGGGAUCAUUACCGGCCAGUUUGCACUCUCAUCUCAUUCAUUUCCCCUUGGAAGUUACUGGUGACGGCCCCUUCUGAGUCCCUGCUGCUUCUUAAUUGCUUUACAACUUCUAAGAGCUUUCUAAAGGAAGGCAAAAACUUCUGAUAGACACAAAAAGCUGGAGAAACUCAGUGGGUCAGACAGCACCUCUGGAGAAAACGAAUAUCCCUACUCCUUCUCUCCAGAGAUGCUGCCCGACCCGCUGAGUUACUCCAGCUUUAUGUGUUUUAUCUUCGGUUUGAACCAGCAUCUGCAGUUCCUUCCCAAACAAAAACGAACCUGAUUCUGGUCUGGUCUGGUCGACCCAUUCAUUUUCUCACCAAGUCUCUGCUUUCUGCCUCCUUACUUUUUAAACCCACCCACAGCCCCAGAGAGUCCAUGAAAAGACAAAAAGCUGGAGCAAUUCAGGUGCGGGACAAGCAGCAUCUCUGGAGAGAAGGAAUGGGUGAUGUUUCGGGUCGGGACCCUUCUUCAGACUGUCUAAUGUUCCAUUUGGUUGCGUUCCCAAAACCCAUAAUUACACCUGUCACCCUUGCCGCUCAUGUGGCCCACUGGCGUGAUAUCCCGCCCCUUGUUUGAGGGGCGUCUCCACCCCCCCCCCCCAAUGUGCAGCAGCGGAAGAACCCUAGACUGUGGUCCUCCCCCACAGAGCCUUGCCUUUGGCUGCACUGAGCUUCAGUGCCUCCUUCACCACCUACUGUGACUCAGAUCAAUCAGCUACAGAGGGCCAUAAAACAGCUCUGUUGUUUAUCUCAUGGCUAACUUCACAAACAAUCGUGGGCCCAUCAAUCUGUCUCAUGGCCCGCUGUCGGUUUUACGACAUGGACAGUUCCUGUGUCGGCCACUUGUUGCCACUCUCAAGUGUGAUUUCCUGUAUCUCACCUCCUUCAGACCUCGGCUUCCUUGGUCCUUUGCUAUGAACUCUGCUGAAUUUCCUGGAAUUCACUACACGUGCUUCCACAAUAUCUCUUGCUAUCCCUUCUGCAGGAGCUGUGAUAUCGCAGUUACUUUGGUAUCUUUGCCAUUCUCUCAGUCCCCACCACAUUUGAGCCUUAUCUCUGUCAUGCCCUUCCCCGACUGAUAUUUAAUAUUUUGCCUGGAUGACAUUGUAGAUUUUUUUCUGGCAUUAGAAUUUUGUUAGUUUAAAGUUUUUUCUUGCACAUUAAAUGUUAGAUUCUAACUGGAGAAUAAAUCCAAGGGAAUGAAUGAAUGAAUGAUACUUGAUUGCCACAUGUUCAGUUUCAGUUUAGUUUAUUGUCACGUGUACCGAGGUACAGUGAAAAACCUUUGUUGCGUGCUAUCCAGUCAGCAGAAAGACAAUACAUGAUUACCAUCGAGCCAUUUACAGUGCAUAAGAAAUGUUGCUUUUUUAGUUUUAUUUUUAGAGAUACAGCGCAGAAACAGGCCCUUGUGGCCCACCGAGUCCGCGCCGACCAGCGAUCCCCGCACAUUAAUACUAUACUAUACCCACUAGGGACAGUUUUUACAUUUACCAAGCCAAUUAACCUACAUAGCUGUACGUCUUUGGAGUGUGGGAUGAAAUCGAAGAUCUCGGAGAAAUCCCACGCAGUUUACAGGUAGAACGUACAAACUCCAAACAGACAGCACCCGUAGUCAGGAUCGAACCCGGGUCUCCGGCGCUGCAUUGGCUGUAAGGCAGCAACUCUACCGCUGCACCACCGUGCCACUCGGAAACACCAAUUUCUGUUGUCGGAGUAGAGAUUUAAGAGUGUGGAGCGAUUGUAAUAUGUGAUUGUAGAUACGCUUCCGUGGCCAGCACGCAAAUAGUCGCCUGCGCUGGACGCCAUCUUGGACGUUUUAUGACGGCUCACAGUGAGAUCCUUUGCCCAACAUAUGCAAAGAGUCGCUACAUAAAGGGCGCCGACAAUGUUACUAAGUAUUUAAUUUUACCCACAACCAUUUCUAACACAUUCCAUUCAUGGUUCCCCCUUGGUUGACGGAGCUCCCCCCAUGCCGGGUCCUCCUUUGUUCUCACCCCAACCCAACUGUUUGGGAUUUGGUUUAACGAUGAGAGUCUGGACAAUUAAUGUAGGUGCAUGAUUACGGCUGGACCACCACAGAUGUCACAGAGAGACCAGAUACUCGCGAAGAACCAACUUGAAUCAUGAACAUUGAUCUAUAGUGGCACAAGUGUAUUAUCAUGUGUAUGGUACCAAUGGUAGGACAUUGAUGGCUUUCUAAAUAAACCAGUUUUGUCUAAAA